Messenger RNA from Trypanosoma theileri, 1341 nucleotides. Its product is annotated as ubiquitin hydrolase. Gene Ontology annotation, molecular function: cysteine-type deubiquitinase activity; cysteine-type endopeptidase activity. Lineage: Eukaryota; Euglenozoa; Kinetoplastea; Trypanosomatida; Trypanosomatidae. Gene Ontology annotation, cellular component: nucleus; cytosol. The record is from RefSeq and is a predicted model, not a curated record. The coding region runs from base 1 to 1341 and encodes 446 amino acids. Gene Ontology annotation, biological process: protein deubiquitination. The transcript has a single exon.
AUGGCGAGCACGACGGUGAGUGGUCCACCGGGUUCGAUGGCCGCCACACCGAAAACACGAAAAAAAGGAAGAGGUGGAGGGAAUAAUUCCACGCAGAAAGGUAGUGUGAAGUCAACUGAUAUACGCAAUGUAGCUGUUGUUGGCUUGAAUUUGGAGGAUGUGUAUAUUUCUCUGGUAACAACUAGUACUUCUUCUUCUUCUUCACAGAAGAUACGGCAUGGUCCUUUUGUUACCGUCUUUUCUCAUCCCCCGCCUGCGAGAGGUGUGAUAAAUAACAGUAAUUUUUGUUUUAUAAAUGCCAUUUUGCAAGCGUUGGUGUUUACUCCUCCGUUUGCGCAGUUAGCUGUCUCUGCCAUCAGUGUAUCGGAGAUGUGUCCUUUGCUUAGCACCUUAGGCAAGUGGUUUCUCUCAUACUGGACAAAACCGGCAAUGCAAUCCAUCGCACCACCACGUUUAUCUGUAAUGACGAAUACACCGACAACGUCUUCUUCUUCUUCCACUCAUUUGGGCGUUAGAAGAAUGGAUGGGACCAUGCAAGAGGAUGCACCUGAAUUUUUGCACCGCAUACUUGAGACCAUUCGAUCCGAAUUAUGUGGAUUGGAGCAACACUGCCGAGAUUCAGGUUUAUGUGAGACGGAUAAGUAUUCUUUAUGUACAGAUUCUGUUGAUACGAAGGGAUGGACAUUUGUGAAGGGUAAAGAGAAACUAUCUGUACGGGAACAUUCCGAGGAAGGACGUUCCAUCUUAUUUGAUUCUCUUUUUGGUGGGACACUAGAGAGUCAUUUAAAAGGAAAGAGUAAAACAAAAAACUUUGCCUCUGUGGUGGUUGAAAGUUUCUUUGUACUACAAAUAGACGUUUGCUUUGGUGCGGAUUGCAGCCUUGAGGUUGCGUUAGAACGAACACUACAAACAGAACGAGUACAUGACGAUGCUCGUGAAAAGGAUUUGUUAAAAACAUUAAAAUUACGACAAUUGCCAAAUGUUCUUUUUCUGCAAUUACGACGAUGGGCUGUAACUGCAGAAGGGGAAUAUGUUAAGCUCGAUAAUAUAGUACGUUUCUCCAAAACGUUAGUACUACCUAAAUCAACUUGUUCGGAUGCUACUCUAAGCAAUUCAUUGAGAACAUACGAUCUUGUUAGUUUUAUUGCACAUCGCGGCCGUGCGACAGAGCGUGGACACUAUGUCACUUAUCUCACCAAUGCUGCCACCCCAGGAGUGAGGACGGAGGGUGGGAAUGAUUUGUUAACACUAUGCAAUGAUGCUAAGAUAACCACUGUUACCAUGCGAGAGGCGUUGGAAACGGAGGCCGUCUAUUUCCUGGUGUACAUGCGAAGACGAUGA